Symbiodinium sp. CCMP2456 is the source of this 885-nucleotide messenger RNA. The record is from the annotation of a GenBank genome assembly. Lineage: Eukaryota; Dinophyceae; Suessiales; Symbiodiniaceae.
AUGUGGUUGUUUAAGAAGAUCAAGAUUCGCAACUUUGAAGUCGGGCUGUUGUUCCGCGAAGGAAACUUCGUCGGCACUUUGGAACCUGGUACGCACCGAUUCUUCGAUCCUUGGAAUAAGAUCAACGUCGACGUGCAUUCGCAGCGCGAUCCUUACCUUCAUGACGAGCAGCUAGACGUCAUCGUGAAGUCAGGCGUGCUAACGGACCGCGCGAUGGUGGUCGACUUGACGCAGCACCAGCGUGCGCUGGUUUGGAUCGAUGGCCGAUUCGAUGGUGUGUUGGGGCCUGGUCUUUACGCGUUGUGGACGACGUUCCGUGAUGUGCAUGUAGAAAUGUUCGAUGCACGGGAAGUGCGUUUCGAGCACGCAGACUUGAAGUCGAUCUCGCACGAGCCAACGGCGCUGAUCCAACUGGACAUCUGCGACGUCGAGCGUGAAUGCGCCGGCGUGCUGUUCGUCGAUGGCCGUUACGUCGAAACGCUGAGCCCAGGUACGUACGCGUUCUGGCGAGGUCCAGCCGACGCACGGAUUGUGGAAGUCGAUCUGCGCGAAACGAUGAUCGACGUUUCUGGUCAGGACAUCAUGACCCUGGAUAAGGUAACGCUGCGGAUGAAUGCCGUGGUGACGUACCAGGUAUUGGAUGCCAAGAAGGCGGUGACGGCAACCAACGAUGUGAAGCAGGCAUUGUACCGCGAGGUGCAGUUGGCUCUGCGAAGCGUUGUGGGUGCCCGAGAUCUGGAUAGCCUUCUGACCGACAAGGAAGCCGUGGCGGAAGAACUCGACACAGCCGUACGUGGUCGGUCCAACGAGCUUGGUUUGAAGCUAGUGAGCGUAGGAAUUCGCGACGUGAUUCUACCAGGCGAAAUGAAGGAUCUCAUGAACAAG